Molecule: messenger RNA, 9767 nt
Organism: Megachile rotundata (alfalfa leafcutting bee)
Lineage: Eukaryota; Metazoa; Arthropoda; Insecta; Hymenoptera; Megachilidae
Gene: unc79
Product: UNC-79 domain-containing protein
Molecular function (GO): protein binding
Source: RefSeq, a predicted model, not a curated record
AUUACUAUGCGUUGUAUUGCAACGCGUUUAAUUGACACGCGUUAUAUUGCUACGCCUAACAUAUCAACUCACUUCAUAAAAAGACAGAAAUGUACUUUCAAUAUUCACUCCAUGAAUCCAUAAAUUCGAAAGUUUACAGACACUUCGCAUUACCUUGGAACACACUGCGCAUUGCAGUGAUUUAUCUUAUCUACGUCGUCAAAAUUUUUUUCCCUAAAAAGAGUAGUCUGAUAACGAGCAAUGCUCGAGAUCGUCCCAUUUAGCAAUAGAACAUGGUUACAAAUUCGUCGUCGAGCGGUAAUCUCUUAAACGCAUAAUUGCGUCUUAUUGGAUCACGGAUAAUGACAUUAUAGAAUAAUCGUCAAACCUCAUGUGAGGCUUACGUAAUUGCAAGGAAGCAUCUUGCAUAACGCGAGUCUUGAAACAACUUUCUGCAGCUAAACGGAUGACAUAACUCUCGUUCGAAAGGUAUUGGUUACGAUAUCUAAUUUCAUCUUGAUUAAAACGAUUGAAAUUGUCUCGAACGAUUGAUUUGUGUUCAAUAGAAUCAAUAACAAGUUUCCUUGGAAAUCGAAUGAGUGGGUGAUAAAUCGAUGAAAAAUUUCUGUUCGAUUAAGACUUUGUCAAUGGCUUCUAUACUCUUUUUUGAUCAAAUCUUAUCGCGUAUAGAUACUGUAAUAAAAAGAAACUUGUGUAUUAUAUAAAAGAAGUUUCGUUCGAAGAACCCCUUGAUCAACCUCUAAUUAUAUCGAGUGUGCAAUACAAUAUUGAACGUCAAUUUUCAUCGCAAUUCUUAUCGUUCAGAAACGAUGGAAAGAAACUUUUGGAUUUUCCCGGGAAAUCAAGUUCCCGAAGGGGAUGAAAAGAUGAGGGCGCUAUCGAACAGGUCGAUAAGACCUGCGCGUUCCACCCUCCGUUGACACGUAAUCUGCAAUGGACCCGUGAUUCUGCAACUAAAAACAUGCCGAAAACAAAACUAUUUCAUUCUACACCAACGUGAACUUUCACAGAACUGGAGAAAUAAAAAAUCAUACGUAAAGGAUGUAACAAAUACGUCUGUCACGAUGUAACAAAUAUACGAGCUCCACUUUUCACCUGCACGUUCUGUUUUCUCAAUAAUUUAAGUUCAGUGAAGACAAUUGAGUGAAUUAAUCAGUGUUGAAGAUUCGACAAAAUGGGGACCAGACUCGCGUCAUGUAAGUACAUACAGUGUUUGUAUAUUAAUGUCUAGAAGAAAAUCUGAAAUUUUUUGUAUGAAAAACUUGUUUCAGAUUCUUUGAAGCUGACUAGCCUUCACGAUUACUAUCAAAGACUUCUUCAUGGCAGCCAGCCUGUACCGUCUGGGCUUGAUAUGGCGAAUACUGUGAAAUCUUGUUCUCAGAUGUUAUUGUCUCUGUUAAAGGAAGUGCGCGAAGCACCAUACGAAAUGAUCAAAUCACAGAAAUUCGACGCAGAACGCAUGGCCCUCUAUCCAAACUUGGACUACAAGCAACUGUACAACGCUCUGACCCAGCUGAUCGAUGUUGUACCAUCCAUCCACAACGGUUUACAAGCGUUCGGUCAAGCUUUGCUACAAUGCUUGGCGUGUAUACUACCUUUUCUGGAUCACGAUCUGAUCGACAACGUGCCAUACUUGACAGCCAGCUCGAUCUCUGUGCUCCCCGUGGAUCUUCACCAGGAGAUCGUCAAUUACCUCUGCUUCUACAUUCUACCGUUCACCAUUACGAGGAAGACUGAAGAUGGGAACGAAAAUGCAGCCAGUCAAUCGAUUGCUGCUGUCAUUAUGAUGAUCUUUCAGUACUCCAGUAAUGCAGCGCAUCAUUGCCAACUGUUGGAGUGUUUGAUGGCGCUGAAACCAGGCGUGGUGAAAGACAUUCUAUGCGUGGUUGCAUACGGAACGGCGCCAGCCAGAGCAUCGGCUGCUAAGCUAUUAUUCUACUACUGGCCAUCUUUCAACCCUAAUCUCUUCGAUCGCAGGGCGGUUUUAAUGAAAUUUGCGAAUGACCUGACACCUUUCGUUUGCCAGAGAGACACGUGUCCCAAUGCGGGCAACGCCGAAGCCGGUAAAGUUUGCUACGACCAUCGAAUAUCCAUCACUUUCGCGACUGACACUCCGCCACCGUUGUACCUUUGCAUCGAGUGUGCCAAUGAAAUUCACAGGGAACAUCCGAAUCAGAUGUUCUAUGAUAUUUUACACCCCAUGCAACAGGUGUCCAUGAUAUGCGAGAACAAGAACUGCAGAGCAACGGACAAGUCGGCGAUCAGCGUGUGUUUCUCGACGGAGUGCGCCAGCUACAACGGAAACCACCCUAUUCGCUACUGCCAGCAAUGCCACAACAUCCGGCACAACAACCGAAGAGGCGGAGACCACGUGUACCACAUGGCUCUACCCCACAUAUCGCAGCUCGACUCGCAGUCGCAAACGUACAUGGUCCAAUCGAUCGUCAGCCUGCUUAAGGAAGCUGAACCGCUAAGUAUGGAUAGUAAUCGAGAGAACUCGGAAAUAAGUACUAAUAAGGGCAGCACAGGAUUCCCAGGGGGCGGAAGCGGUGCCGGGGGCGGAGGCGGCAGCGGUGGCACGUCCGGCGGUACAGGGGGCCAAUGCGACCCAACUACCCUCGAGGAGAGACAGCUUCUCGGAAGAUACGGUGUCUGGCUGCUCGUGGGGCUUUGCACCCCCAAUCAGGACACCUCGAUCGAAAUUCUCGGACGUUUAUUGUCAAUGCUAUUUCAUUGGUUUCAUGUUACUGCCUACUCUUUCGAUGGUACUGAAAAAAGCCUUAUGCAUCUUAUCUUUUCUGUUGGCCAAGCGGAAAGUCCACUGGAGAAAUUGAAAACCGAAUACGUUUGCGGAUGGCUGGCCGAAGUGAUGAAAACGCACUACGAAGUUUUUAUUUCCUGUCUUCUGCCGCAUCCGGCUGAUUACGUUCGUGUGGGUGGACACUGGGAGACAUUGGCGUCCAGAACAUCGCACCUGAAAGACGGCUUGAAUCGCCUAUUCUGCCUAGUACCCUACGAAGUGAUCACACCAGACGUUUGGGACUACGUGAUGCCGCACUGGAUGGAGGCUAUGGUGAACGACGUCCCCGAAUACGAGCUCCACGAAUUGAAAAUGAUUCUACGCAAAAUCCUGGACAGAGACAUGAGUCCCUUAGGAUUCGACGCUAGGAAGAUGUACAACUUCGUGGCGAAACGUUUUGUGAAUACGUGCGCCAAGGUUCAAGAGCAGGCACUGAAUUGGCUGCAGACGCUGACUAUGCUGGAAAUCAGUAUUCCUUUGUGUCAACUGUUCUCGAUGUUCAGCGAUGGCGUGGCGGUUAUGGGGGCCAUGAACUCGGCGGAGUCGGAACAGAAGCCUAGCAAGGGGACUAAGAAGAAGGACGACGAGGGGAACGCUAUAUGUUCUGUCGUGGAAAACGAAUCAGGAAAAUCAACACCACUCUCCGACGACGUUGUACCAACGCCCAGACACAUGGAGUUCACAACUAACGCCGAGCUGAAUUUAUCCUGCUGCAUUCUCAUGCUCGACAUACUUUUGAAACAGAUGGAGCUGCAGAACAUAGACAAACACACGGGCAUCAACACGUGGGUAUGCAGGGACGCGUGUAAACUGAUGAAGUCGAUCGUCGCUUCAAAUUGGAACAACUGCCACAUGUGCAACACGGACACCGAAUGCACUUACUGCGAGUCUAGGGUGAUCUGGCAUCAACUCUGUUUGCAGUUGGUCACUUACAUGGCACCUGAGAAUCCUGCUUAUCCACCUGAUAAAAUCGUGGACGACAACGCAGAGGACCACGGUAGAAAGAGUCCCGAGAGUUCCAGAAAGGGUGACUCGAAAUCUGACGUGGUGAUCAGUAUGCCUGUACCGGAAAUGCACUCGGUCGGUGGUGUUCUAGCUCACAUGCCCCAGUUCUUCGAACAGAUCAUGACAGCCACAGUAGAGACAGUUUCGGAGCAGCUGGAUCUGGCGGCCAUCAUGCCGACGGAGAAGGUCAUGUCAGCGGUGGCGAGGGCUGUUACUCUGUCAGAUACUGAUGUAGCAACAGCAACAGUGAGCGUGGCAAAAGCUCGACUAAUAGGAGAGAACGAUCAGCCGUUAAAUCUGAGUCCAGAAAACGAGGCGGAUGAUUUCUGGCACACGUCUGUCGGGAAAUUUAGAUUUAACAUCGAGGAUCUUCCAGAACAGCUUCAGUAUAUUCACAAGCUUCUGAAGGAGAUAAUGACGAUUGAUAAGCCAGAUAUUCUGUACUACAUGCUGCAAUGUUUGAACGUGAUGUGUCUAUAUGGAGAUGCCUUCAACAUCGCUGUGAAGGAUCAUCAGGGAUUCUUCAUAUGGUGUCAGGAAAAUUUGCUGAUAAAAAAUCUAUGGGAUCUCCUAAACGCCGAGCACUCGCACAUAGCCCAAGUGACAGUACCAUUAUUGUUGCACUGUGUGACUUUACCCUGCGGAACAGACACCUUCUGGCGACUAAUUCAGGAAGAGUUCCACAACUCCGACUGGCGAAUUCGAUUCGUGGCAGUGGAAAGAGUGACCCUUAUCGCAAGGUUCAUGGACUCCACCCCGUUGAGGAAUGUCAUGAGUCUACAGGCUGCUCUGGCGAACGCAUUCUGCUACUUGAUCGCCAGCAUGGACGACAAUAACGUUUACGUCGCGCAAAGAUCUACCUUGUAUCUUGGUACCAUUCAUGACACAGCUAUGAGGUCACUGAUCCUCUGUUUGGAGACGCAGUUCGAUUCGGUGAUUGUGGAUCGACCUAUGGUGCUGCAAUCGCUAUACCAGUUGCAUAACAGUCUCAGUGACAGACAUAUCUUGACGUGGGAGUUCUUUCUUAAUCGGUUUGAUGCACUGUUUUUGGAGGCUCAGAUUAAUUUGGAGAGGUCUGGGGAUGCGCCGUACUUUCGUGAUCUUAGGAACACGGACCUAAACAGCGAGAUCUUCGUGAAGAAGCUUCACAGGGCCCAGGAAGCGCUGUCCCAGUCAGACGGAAGCGGGACCAACUCCAUAAAGACACUGAGCGCGAGUUUUGGUACCAAGUGGCCCUACAAACGCACAAUGUCGGCGCCUGCGUCGAUGAUACCUCGACAGGAUACCAAGCAAGAAAAGGAAAAGGUGUACAGCCGGCAAUACUCGGCGCCUAUCCUGAAGCGCAAGAGCUCCAGAUUCGGACUGGGUCAGUUGCUGGGGUCCACCCCACCUAAUAACAGUAUACCAGAUGGACACGUUCAUUCGUUGAACAUGGUGGACGAAACCAGCGCCCUGCCAGGGUAUACCCACAAGAUCGUCGAUCUGGAGGAGGCUGACAAGGAGACCAUGCACUUGCUGGUUUUCCUUCUUAUGCAGUUCCUUUCCAGACAGGAUCAAGCCUUUCCAACGGAUGAGAAACCUCUAUCGAAGACGCAAGGAAUUGUGCUGCGCCAUUUGUAUCUUCUGUUGGGUUACAAUCAGACGGAACGCACGUUCCAUACUUCUCCUCAACGAUUACGAGUAUCUCCAGUGUUCAACGUCUUCAUCGCGAACCUGCCCCAACUGCUGGACCAGAACCACGUGAUGGGGUGGGUGAUGACACCCCCCGUCUUAGCCAUCCUCCAACACUGUCCCUGCCCACCGCAAGGGAUGCCUCUGUCGGACCACCAAACACCUACAUACAGUUUAUGGUACCUAGAACCCCAGAACAGGCGCUCCUGGCUGAUGGCUUUGCUAGUCAUACUGUACAAGUGUCAGUAUGGUCAGCAACCCUGGUGCAGUCAACUGCAGGUGCUCAUCAAGAUCGUUUUGAACACGUUGGAUACACAGCACCAUCAGUGCAAGCGUAUUCCAGCGACUCUGGUGAUGGGUGCUCCACCCUCUAGGUCACGAGAUGUGUCGCAACCGUCUCUGGGUGUGGAUCAUGAGUUGAUGACGACUAUGGGAGAGAUAAAUGCAGAGAGUACUCCGAUGAGGACACCCAUGAUCUCCGUGCAUCAACGUAGCCCCGGACCAACGCACGGGCAAAUGGAAACUCACUGGGAAGAAAGCACACCGACCUGCCGUUACACGAACAAGCACUCCAGCUACUCGAUCAAUGCGGAUGAUACGGAGUCCGAGCUGGCCGCAAUACCCGAGAGCCCAAAAUCUGACAGCACCUUACAUGGCAGCAGUGGUGGAUCGCUCGGUGAACUGGAAGAAACUCCGACCAUCGUCACCAGAAGCGUUUCCCUUCACGGACCUAGAUCCUCCACCACCACAGACAUCGUCGCUAAAAUGGACUGGAAUAACCAACACGCUGCCAAGAAGUCGGACACUGUUAGCAGACCCACUUGGUUCUUGGGCAGCGAAGACGACACUCAUCAGCCGAGUACAAAAGGUGGACCUCAAAAGAAAUGGAGCGUCCACGAGGGAGUGAAGAUGAUGGUAACCAGCCCGUUACUGACCGGCCAGGCUGACCUGCAGAAGUACACUGCUAUAACCAGAGCAGUGAGCGAGAAAACGGACAAAACAGUGCCGGAGAAAGGAAUCCUGGAGAGAGCGAUUCCAGAGAAAACUGUUGAAGAGAAGAACGUGACCGUCCAGAUAGCCUUUAACGGAGACACGGCCUCGUCGAAGCCCUUCGGACUAUCCAGCGCCCUCGCCACUACUAUACCUCCUCAGAUUCAAAGAUACGAGCAGCCGAGGGAGAAGACACCGACGGCAGGUUCCAGUAACUCUGACUCUCCAAACUCGAAGCAGCUGGGUCGCCAGAAGCGUAUCGAGCAAAGCGUAACCAUAGCGUCGCCAGUAUCCCCGGGUCAGGUGGUCACUGUGACCAGCAGUGAUCAAUCGAGUUCACCCGCGGUCAGUUCGAUCUCGUCACAAAUCACCAGCACGGAGAACGGACAGCAUCCUGGAUGGAAUGAUUCUGUUCAUCCAUUGACUACGCCGACGGUUGAACGUCUGCUGCCAAUUGGCACCGCUAUUCGUCCCGUCGGUGUGCGGCCCACUCAACGCGUCCUACGUUGCGAGGACACGUAUGGCUCGCCGGAGUCGCCUUUGUCCAAGAUGGACGUGUUGACUGUCAGUUCUUCGUUCGAUCAGGACAGCGAGACGUGCAUGUCCAGCGACAUAACCAGCCCUCGGAGCAUAUCUCAGCUGGAGUUCCCGAUGCCUGAACGACUGCUACCUGUUGGACCCCACAGGGACUUCUCUGGUUUGGUGGAACACGUUCGCCAGGCACUCGGGGUUCAGGAAAUCGAAGAUUCGAACAAGUUCAGUAACGGAAACGGUGUUAAGGUGGACGGACAGGCGCCCGUAAAACAAGACAGUACCACUUCCGAGAACCUGUCGGCUUCUCUGGUACCAACAUCGAACGAGGUGCACUCGAGCAGGUCCACCAGCCCGAGGAGACUGAUCAAACAAGUGGCACUCGAAUCACCGCCUCCUGCGAUGGAGUCUUUGGAUUAUCCCGGGAGGAUAUUUGACCUGGAUCGGAAAAUCAAAACCAAGGACCACGUUCGCAUUCAGCGAGACAAGGCUCGGAAGGACAGUCUUGUUGGGCAAGAUGGACCAAUGGCGAGGCGUACGGAAUCUUGGUCAGGUCCUCAACUGCAGCUCAAUUUCGAUGCCGCCUCCCAGCAAGCCUGUCACGCUGACUUCAGUUUGAAGCAGAGCUUAUUCCGCAUAGGAGAUGACUGUAUUUACGAAAGAUGUUCAGAGUGCGGAACCAUAAAGGAGGAAUACUCCGACGAGGAACUAGGCCUAUGUAUCAUCAACCUUGGAACGUUCAUCCACCGCGAACCGUCCUUGGCAGCGCCUCUGCUGCCAGAAAUCCUGCGUGUCGUGACAAAAGUGGCACUAAAUGCGAUGUACCCUUGGCAAAGUGAGACCAACAUGCACCUGCCGGGUGGUGCGAUCAGCGUGGCUCAUCAGUUCCUUCGUUGCGUUCUUCAUCAACUGGCGCCUAACGGUGUAUUCAUACAGAUGUUCCAAACACACUUGAAUGAAUCCACGAGGAUGCAGUUCUUCAAGAGCGUCACUCAGGCACUAGUCGAUUUCAACGAACUCAACCCAAUCGCACCCUUGCAAUUAUUAUUAGAGGCCCUAAACGCAAAGAAAUCGCUACCAGUGGAACGUCUACCGAUAAUACUUUACAACAUAGCGUGCUACCUAGACUGUCUACCUCUGGAGGCAGGUCUAGGUCCAGGUGCAGCGACCUGGAGCGGACUGCUGGCACAAUUCGACGGUCUAUUUCGGAGACUAGUGUUAAUGCUCUCCUCCAUCGAGGACACCACAUCAUUACUGAGGAUCAUGAUCUCUUUGCUGAAGGUUCCAGGGAUACAGCAAUCAAAGGGUAUGCUGGAUCCCUUCGCCAAAGUGUUGAGCUACGCCAUACAAAAUUCCACCAUCAAGUACAGUUAUCUGACAGAUCUGUGUUACUUGUGUCAUCGCGGCUUCACCAGAGACAGAGACAAACACUUCUUCGGUAGGACUAUAGUGUUUGAACUGAUCCAAGCGAUUAAAUUCAAAACCACCAUACCGGAUUCCAAUUUUCUGCUGUUGUUACACUUUGUGCUUCAGGAUAUCGGUGGAUCGUUGCCUAACACCAUCGCAAUGGAGAACAUCCAAACGGACGUAUCACCGAUUUAUAAUACGAACGCUUCCGAGUCCCUGAAGAACCAACUACCGGACGUACUUGAUUUCCUGGCCGAUUUUCACACGUUGAGCAAAGUGAAGAGUUACAGCAAGGGAAUGCAAGCUGGUCUAAACGAAGACACUUUGGGCGGUAUACUGAAAUGUGGUCUCGCCGAAUACGUGGCUUUAGAAAUCACUAGGGGCAAUAACAGGGAGAAUAGAGCAGUGGCUAGGUAUCUUCCGUGGCUCUACAGUGCACCAUCCAUGGCCCAACAGGGAGCUCGAGAGUACGUGGACUGCAUAGGGCACAUCAGAUUGUUAUCCUGGCUGUUACUAGGAUCCCUCACGCACACGGCGAUGUUCGCCAGCAGUAACAAUAUGCAUAGUCAUGGGCCAUCGAUCCCAACAGCGCAACCAAUACCACAGGAAGUGUCCUGCCACGUUGCUGAUCAUGUUCAGUACAUAUUCUCCGGGUUUCCGGAACAGUCCAAGGCAUCGGUUCUACACAUGUCCUCAUUGUUCCAUGCCUUCAUACUCUGUCAGUUGUGGACGAUGUAUUUGGAAGAACUAUCAAAGAACAAUCCAUCGAACAGCGAGGGUCACAAUAUCACCAUGAAUAUUUUAUUGGAAUUCUGGGGAAAAAUAACACCAUGCAUACUACAGUUGGUUGGACAUUCGAAAGUUUUGGCAGAAAUGGUUAACUUGCACUUCUUGAGUCUACUGGAAGCCCUGCUCGAGUGCGGUUCCAUUUUGUUGAGCAAGCUCCUCCCACUUUGGAGCCCAAUUUUAUAUUCGCAUCAUGCUCAGCUACCAGGACACUUGCAAGUGCGUUUGCAAAACUGUCGAGAUUUCCCGCCCAACAAGAUGUCGGAACACUUUGCCUCUUCUCGUCGAGAAUCGAAUGCUAUGCUGUUACGCUGGCUACAUAGGUUACAGUUCAAAAUGGGACAGAUAGAAAUGCAAUCCUCUACGGCCACACAAUUUUAUUCGAUUUAAAAUCGAGCUGUACAUCGAUAAAUUUUAUAAACGUUUACGAAUGUCUGUAGUGUUGUUUAUAUUGAGUGUUGCCUAGCUGUUUGUAUAUUAUUGUUACUUGUUACAAAAUAUAUUUAUUGUAUCAAAGUUUCGUAGUUGUCUUAUUGAAGUUUAAAUUUCCCGCGCAGCGAGUUCGAAACGCACAAGU